Messenger RNA from Penicilliopsis zonata CBS 506.65, 1395 nucleotides. RefSeq lists its product as hypothetical. Lineage: Eukaryota; Fungi; Ascomycota; Eurotiomycetes; Eurotiales; Aspergillaceae. Bases 1 to 1395 code for a protein of 464 amino acids. The record is from RefSeq and is a predicted model, not a curated record. The transcript has a single exon.
AUGGCCUCGCUAUCAGCUCUGCCAGUGGAAAUCAAGCUACAUUUUCUCUACGCACUGUGCGAUCUGUACGAUCUCCGAGCAGUCAUCCACGCAUGCCCGAGUUUCCAUGCCAUCUACGUUUCCAACCGGAGGAAUAUUCUCUCCUGCCUGCUCGCUCGCUCCAUUCCUUUCCCCGUGAUAGUCGAUGCCGUGGGAGCAGCUCUCGCCAAGCGGUGGCGCGAGAUUCCCUGCGACUUUUUCGAUCGCACGUCGCUCAAGAAUCUUUCACAGGAGUUCAUCUCGCAGUACCACGCUUUGCUCUCGCUGAUCAAACCGUACGAACCACAUGGGCAAGGCAAUUACGCCGGGCGCGCUCAUCCUGUCACCGAAAAUCAAAAAUUAUAUGACCGUCACGGUCUGGGGUUGUUCGGUGCAGCGACGCCCUUCACCGAUGCCGAGCUGGUGCAUAUGACACGCUUGUACUUUAUUGUCCACGAUGUGGCGGAUGAUAUGGCGCAGUCGGCGUUGACAUUAGCGUCUUCAUUAUCAUCAUCAUCAUCAUCAUCAUCAUCAUCUCCUCCUUCUUCUUCUAAGCAAGGAUAUGAUGAAACUGUCUUGCCACUGUCGCCGUCGGAGAUUCGACGCCUGCAUCGUGUUCUGUAUCGAAUGGAGACGUUCCGGUACCUGUUCAAAUCGUAUCCAGAUUUUGAAGGGCUGCGACUCGUGCAUCUGGAGAUGGAGUGUCAUGUUUUCUUCCAAUUCUUCCAUCCGUGGGAGAUCGAGGAGAUGCUCUGUUUCCGAGACUACGCAUAUCGGACGUUUUCGUGGGUCUCAGACGACAUGCACUAUGACCUGGAAGCGUUGUCGUUUGACGGCACGGCGAUGGAAUCUAUCGGUGAUGGUCUCCGAGAGCGAUGGAGAAUAGAAGCGCAACAGCAGAACAUAAUAAAGAAUUCUUCUUCUUCUUCUGAGGAGGAGGAGGAGGGUUCUGCAUUUGACGGAUUCAAAGAACACUGCAUGUCUCUUGGGCUGGAAUUUCUUCUCCGCUGGCUCAAGGCGGCUAAGGAAAACGACCAGACGGUCGGCAUGGCAAAGCAAUUCGGGAUGAUCAGGCGCCGAUUGCGAAACGUGGAUUACUUUGAUCCAUUCUUCAUCGCGCUCACACAAGAGUACACGCACCGCUAUCGUCGGGAAAUCGACGGGUCAGUGUUUGGCUCCGACGAUGAUUGGGAUGCGCCCAAUCUCGCAUGGACAUGGUUGGUGAAUAGAGAGACGAGCCGGCUGUGUGCUCAGUUCCCAUCCCUGCUGCCAUGGGGGUAUGUCUUCUGGGACGCAGAGAGGCUCCAAAGGAUGCAGGUGGAAGAGGAGUUGACCACGUUGGGCUCAUAUGCACAGGAUUUUGCUCCCUUUGCCUAG